Molecule: messenger RNA, 1950 nt
Organism: Perognathus longimembris pacificus (Pacific pocket mouse)
Lineage: Eukaryota; Metazoa; Chordata; Mammalia; Rodentia; Heteromyidae
Gene: Slc25a30
Product: solute carrier family 25 member 30
Exons: 10
Coding region: 195-1070 (291 amino acids)
Biological process (GO): mitochondrial transport
Cellular component (GO): mitochondrial membrane
Source: RefSeq, a predicted model, not a curated record
UGGGCGGGGCCUGGGCGGGGCCACUGGCUGGCUCGGGGCAGCUCCUAGGUUUCUCAGCCUUUUCUUGUCUCCUGCACCACUGCCCCAACCGGCCGCGGCAGAGUCUGAGUGUGAAGCUGUGGAAGGCAGCCGUCGCGGGGAAAGUCCUUUCGGAGGUGAUGUUUGCAUAAUUCGAAGGCGAAGGGACACCAGAAAUGUCAGCCCUCAACUGGAAGCCCUUUGUCUAUGGAGGGCUGGCCUCCAUCACAGCCGAAUGCGGCACAUUUCCAAUUGAUUUAACCAAGACACGACUUCAGAUUCAAGGCCAGACAAAUGAUGCCAACUUCCGAGAAAUUAGGUACCGAGGGAUGCUGCAUGCGCUGGUGCGGAUUGGCCGGGAAGAGGGCCUGAAGGCCCUGUACUCCGGGAUCGCCCCUGCAAUGCUCCGCCAGGCCUCCUAUGGUACCAUCAAGAUUGGCACUUAUCAGAGCUUGAAGAGGUUGUUCGUGGAACGCCCAGAAGAUGAAACUCUGCUGAUCAAUGUCAUAUGUGGAAUUCUUUCUGGAGUCAUAUCUUCAGCCAUUGCCAAUCCAACUGAUGUGCUAAAAAUCCGGAUGCAAGCACAGAGCAAUAAUCUCCAAGGAGGGAUGAUAGGCAACUUCAUUCACAUUUAUCAGCAAGAAGGAACAAGAGGGUUAUGGAAGGGCGUGUCCCUCACGGCACAGAGGGCUGCCAUCGUUGUUGGUGUGGAGCUUCCGGUCUAUGACAUCACCAAGAAACAUCUGAUGCUCUCGGGUCUCAUGGGAGACACUGUUUAUACCCACUUUCUCUCAAGCUUCACCUGUGGUCUUGUUGGGGCCCUGGCCUCAAACCCUGUGGAUGUUGUGAGAACUCGAAUGAUGAAUCAGAGAGUCCUUCGAGACGCCAGCUGCUCUGGCUACACUGGUACCUUGGAUUGCUUGUUACAGACAUGGAAGAAUGAAGGAUUUUUUGCCCUGUAUAAAGGGUUUUGGCCAAAUUGGCUGAGGCUUGGUCCCUGGAAUAUCAUUUUCUUUGUGACCUAUGAGCAGCUGAAGAAACUGGACUUGUGACACAAGGACAAGGCCACCUGAGACGACCAUCUGAAAGUGCAAACUUCUGCAGUAGUUGAGCUUUCUGUAUUCCACUCUACUUCUUGCUUGGCUCAUCACAGGUCUGGGAUGGGAGCCACAGAUGAAGACUGGGUUUGUUCAGAUUGUUUUGUGUCGGCAUCACAUGCUCUUCACUAGUGCUAAUGGCUUGAAUGGUAACCUCCAAACACCAGUCCUUACCAUUGAAGUGCCCUUUCACAUCCAAGAUCAUACACAGACAUACAUAUUUCUUGUUAAAGAACACUUGCAAAAAAGAAUACAGGAGCUGUAUGUUGUUUUCUUUCGGAAGAGUAGCUUCUGCUGCUACUUCUCUCAGGCUGUUCUGAGAAAGCACUGGAAACCAUGUGAUGCAGCCUUUGCGAGGAUGUUGCUGUUUCUGAGCUGCUAGGAGCUCGUGCUGCUUGUCACCUGAAGAUAUUUCAGGCCGUGGAGACCUGGACUUUUUAAUUCCAGGUACAGACAGUGCUGGAAGUAGAUCCUCAGAGUUUUGCACUGCUUUAAAAUUUCCUACUUCGUCAGGAUCUCUCACUUAUAGUAAGUGAUUUUUAAGCCUUUACCUUUGUGAGGAAUUGUUGAAAUAUGUUAACACCUAAUCCAGGGUGAUGUGAUGUGUUGGCUGUAAAGGUACCAGUUGUAUGUUGUUUAUGUUGUUUUGGUGUAUGUUGCUAGAAGGUAUUUCAAGCUGUUUGACUUCUGUCUUAGGUAAUGUUUUAGGAAUUGAUUGUAUUAUUCUUUUAAAAAUUCUUCUUGUGCUAGCAUUGGUUUCAGCUUAUGGUCUUGAGCUUUUUGCUCAAGGCUGGUGCCCUACUACUUGAGUUACAGCUCUACUUCCAGCUUUUUG